This is a messenger RNA of Baudoinia panamericana UAMH 10762, 687 nucleotides long. RefSeq lists its product as uncharacterized. The transcript is spliced from 2 exons. The record is from RefSeq and is a predicted model, not a curated record. Lineage: Eukaryota; Fungi; Ascomycota; Dothideomycetes; Mycosphaerellales; Teratosphaeriaceae. The annotation marks the transcript as partial.
AUGGAUAGCGGUGAGCUUGGAAGAGUAAUCGAUUCCCGUUACAAAUCGUGGACGAAAGAAUGGCACGACGUCCCAGACAACAUUGUUCUACCUCGAGUGUGCCCCAUCCGCCUAGGUAAGACGCCCUCAAUCGAAGGCCCAACCGAUUGGUACGAGUAUGUCCCUCUAGACGCCGUAGCCGACGAAAUCAGGGUCAUCAACAUAAUGCCCUCAACCGAUCAUUCCGUACCUAUUAUCGCACACAUAGCCCACUGUCCCAUCCACUGCGAAGUAACCUUCACCGCUUUAUCCUACCGGUGGAGCGUUGACGGCGCUCAGACCCAGAUCAUUGCAAACGGGCAGAAAAUGCUAAUCAAAUCCGGCCUCGAAGCCACCCUUCGUGCCGUCCGGAUGCAAGACAAAGUCGUGCCGUUAUGGGUCGACGCAAUCUGCAUCAACCAAUCCGACACCACAGAGCGAAGCCGGCAGAUCCCACGUAUGGGCACGAUCUACGACAACGCAGCUCUUGUGAUUAGCUAUGCCGGCCCUGCCACCAACGAUAGCGACCUGGCGCUCGAAAUGAUCAAGCUGAUCAAAGAACUGAACAUUUUGAUGAUGAUUUGGAACGACAAAGAUGAGAUGUGCGCAGCGCUCUACAAGCUGCUAUGCCGCUCGUACUUCCGCCGGGCAUGGGUAUUACAGGAGCUG